Messenger RNA from Struthio camelus australis, 453 nucleotides. Lineage: Eukaryota; Metazoa; Chordata; Aves; Struthioniformes; Struthionidae. The record is from RefSeq and is a predicted model, not a curated record.
AUGCAGCGGGCGCUGGUACGUGGCUUCGAGCAGGGCCCGAGCGGGGGGAAGGAGGAGGAGGAGGAAGAACAGCUGGGCCACGGGGCUCCUUUCACCGCACCCGGGUGGACCUCCCCCGAGUACGGCGACCGCGUCGGCUGCCUGUGUCUGCCCGGCUACGGAGGGAGCACCUGCGAAAGACCCCUGCAGACGUGCAGCCCCGGCUGGGACAGCUUCCAGGGAGCCUGCUACAAGCAUUUCUCCACCCGGAGGAGCUGGGAGGACGCGGAGACCCAGUGCAGGCAUUACGGGGGCCACCUGGCCACCAUCCUGACGCCCGAAGAGCAGGACUUCAUCAACGGGUUGUGCGGCGCUUUUGAGUAUGCAAACGGGGUGGGAGAGAGGCAGAUACAAUCCGGAGGAAAAAAUCAGAGAAAAGAAAUAAUAAAGGAACUGCCCGAUACGAUGAACUGA